Molecule: messenger RNA, 7848 nt
Organism: Doryrhamphus excisus (bluestripe pipefish)
Lineage: Eukaryota; Metazoa; Chordata; Actinopteri; Syngnathiformes; Syngnathidae
Product: mediator of RNA polymerase II transcription subunit 13-like
Biological process (GO): positive regulation of transcription by RNA polymerase II
Cellular component (GO): mediator complex
Molecular function (GO): transcription coactivator activity
Source: RefSeq, a predicted model, not a curated record
GAGCUACUUGAAGCCGGAUGACGCCCCCAUUAGCACAAAUUGGCCAAUAGGAGGAGAGAGGCAGACUUGUCCUCCUGGCCGCCAUUAAAGAAUUCCAUCCAUGAGCUGAAAUAAUGGAAAUCUGCUGAAGCCAUGGAUCCCAAGCACGGGGGGGAGAGACGCCGAUGAGUAGCCUCGACGAUUUGGCAUUUUGUACCUUCUCGGUGUGGUUUUAUUGUAUCGGAGCAUCAUGGUGUUUUUUUAAGUGAAACCGGGGGGGCGGUGUAGCUAAUUGUUUUAUGUAGUCAGCAGGCUAGCUUUGGACCGCUGGUAUGUUAGCUUGUCUGCUAGCAGGCUAGCAGAGAGAUCAGGGGGAGGGGAGAGAGUUCCAUUGCCUUGAAAUUGUUUCAGAUCGGCUAGUAGCUAUUAGCAUUAGCGCAUCAGGGUCUACGCAUUUGCGGUGUGUGUGAAGUUUUCUUUUAGUUUUACAGCUCGUAUUCGGACUACGAUUAUCACUCAAACCGCUAGUCGAUCCAUGCCAUGUUAACUUUGCUAUUUCAUUUUAGGUAAUGUAGCCGCCAGCUAACCCGAUCAGACAAUACAUUUCAAGUCGGGUUGAUGAAUCGUAUAGCUCAAUGCUUAUCGUUACAGUCGAUGCUCUCUGGCCGCUUACUUAACGUUGGCUUGGCUUGCAGGCUAGCGCCGGCUGGAAGUUGUUUGCCCGACUAGCGGAGGCUAGUCGUAGCAGCUAGCAAGUAAACGAGGGGUAGCUACAACUAGAACGGCGACUCUCCGGCUUAAGAGCUAAACCCGAGCAGUUAUUGUCCGACGAUGGAUUCGAACGUUGCAAGGACGAAGUGAAAAAGGAUGAGUUCGUGCUUUGUACCAAACGGGGCCAGCUUGGAGGACUGCCACUCCAACCUCUUCUGCCUGGCUGAUUUGAGCGGGAUAAAAUGGCGACGAUUUGUGUGGCAAGGACCCACCUCGUCGCCCAUCCUCUUCCCUGUGACCGAAGAGGACCCGAUCUUGUGUAGCUUCAGCCGGUGCAUGGCGGCAGACGUGCUGAGCGUGUGGAGAAGGCACCACACGCCGGGUCGCAGGGAGCUCUGGCUUUUCUGGUGGGGCGAUGACCCCAGUUUCGCCGAGCUCAUCCACAAUGAGCUCUCAAGCGAGGAGGACGGCGAGUGGGAGAGUGGCCUGUCCUACGAGUGUCGUACGCUUCUCUUCAAAGCCAUCCACAACCUGCUGGAGCGCUGCCUCAUGACCCGCGGCUUCGUACGCAUCGGCAAGUGGUUCGUGAAGCCUUAUCAGAAGGAGGAGAAAGUCAUCAACAAAAGCGAGCACUUGUCCUGCGCAUUCACAUUCUUCGUGCACGGAGACAGCAACGUGUGCACGAGCGUGGAGAUUGCGCAACACCAGCCACUGCAACGCCUCAGUGAGGAGCACCUGAGCCUCGCCCAGCAGACCUCAAGCCCCUUGCACGUCAUCCUGAGCCCCUACGGUUUGAACGGGACCCUCACAGGCCAGGGCUUUAAGAUGUCAGACCACCCAACUCAGAAGCUCAUUGAAGAAUGGAGGCAGUUUUAUCCCAUCAGCCCCAAUCCCAAGGAGUUCCAGGAGGAAAAGACGGAGGACGGCGACUGGGAGGACGAUUCCCUGGCAGCUGUUGAGGUCCUCGUCGCGGGAGUGAGGAUGGUUUACCCUUCCUGCUUGGUACUCUUCCCCCUGGCAGACCUACCCGCAGUAGUCCCUCAGGGCUCCUCCAACACCUCAGGAAGCAUGUGUGGUGCUCAGCUGGGCCAGGUCGCUCACAGAGACGCCGCCAUGUCUUCUGUCAUACUGACUCCACCAACGUCACCGGAGGAAGCUCAGACUGAUUAUCAGCCAGCACAGAGGUGGCAUAAACUCUCCGCUGCGUCCGAUGGCUACAGUUCCAAUAACACUCUUCAUGGGGGGAAAAUCCCCCGCAGGCUUGCCAGCCACAUGGUGGAGUCCGUUUGGCAGGAGUAUAACAUCAACCGCACAGGGAACAAGAGGAAGUUUACAACCUUGACCAAUGGGACCUGUGAGGAGGAGUCUGAGAAAUCAGGACUCUGGGAUUUUGUGGAGCCUGUCCACAGGCUACAUUGCAAUUGCUCAAGACAUAAGAAUCAGAAACUGCGACCCAGCAACACCUCAGGACAUCCGCCUUCAUCGGGCCAGCCCGCCCCAGCGGCCCCAAAGCACAAGCUGGCCGAGAAGCUGGAGAAAGGGGAGAAGCAGCAGAAGAGGCCGCAGACGCCUUUUCACCAUCGCAACUCCGUGAGCGACGAGCAGCCGUUGGAGCCUCAGACCCAGAGGCUUUGUCUGCGGGCGCAGGAGGAGGGUUCCUACCCCAGCCUGCACCACGUGGACACGACGGCACCCCCCAAAGCGCCCACGUUGCACACCCACGCUCCCCCCGCAGACCUCGUGGGAUCUCCGCCACCGCCGCCUCUCAGCCCGCAUCCAUGUGACCACAUGGAGGGGGAACUGACUCCGGUUGGCAUGAAGAACUCCUCCACGCCCAUUCACCAACCCUUCUACCCGCCUUCAGUGGAGCCAUGCCUGCUGCCUCAGAAGAGCUCGUCUGAGGAGCCCCCACCGCAAAACCUGCCCGUGCCUGUUCCCUUCCCCCCGCCCUUCAACGAAACCAUGGAACCCUCUGUCUUUCUUGGUUCAGCCAUUAACCCCAAUGAAGACUCCGGCCAUAACCCCUGGAAGUAUUUCAACCUGCCGAGAAGGAAGGCGUCCAACUUUUACACACCUCAGCUACCUGUGGAUAAACUUCGAGAAGACUCUGGGGGUGGAGGCGGAGCAGAGAGCAUCGUGUCUGUUACAGAGUUGAUGUCGGACUCCAUGCAGCCUCUGAAAGUGUCCCAGGAUCUGGUGAAGACCUACGCACAGCGGAGGAACACCUACCUGUCUUGCACCGUGGCAGACAACGAACACGGCGACGAGCAAGACCCUUACGCCUUCAACGAGGGGGACGAAGAGUUCAGUUUUACAGAGAAGAGGGACAAGUCAGGAUCCGAGAGGGAUGGGAGCAAGAAACAUAAGUUGGAUGAUGGCUCCGGGAAUUCAGCUGAUGAAGGUCAAGGUCCAUCAGGUAGCAAGCCAUCAGCAUCGACCAGCCUCAUCCAUGAGAACGACUUGGCCGUGUCCUACAGCGACUUGGAUAAAAUCUUCAAUUCCGAUGAGGAUGAGUUGGCGCCUGGAACCAAAAGAGCAGGAGUGGGUGUGGAUGACAAAUUUGUCUCUAAAGAAACAAAACCGACCUCUUUGGACCCCUUGUCUUGUAUAAGUACGGCAGAUCUGCACAAGAUGUUUCCCACCCCGCCCUCUCUGGAGCAGCAAGGAUACUCCCCCAUGAACUCUGGCAGUAAGGACAGCCUGGAAGCGGGGACGGGCCUCAUCCUGUUGGAUGGCAGCCAGCUAAACAACCACUUCAAGAUGGAGGUGGAGGAAGGUUUUUGCAGCCCGAAGCCAUCUGAAGUCAAGGACUUUUCCUUUGUGUACAAGCCAGAGACGAGUCAGCCGUUCAUUGGCUGUUCCAUGUACGCCCCCCUGAAGACGUUGCCCAGCCAGUGUCUGUUGCCUAUUAAACUGCCAGAACACAAGUGUGUGUAUAUGCGCAGCUGGGCCAUCGGUAAAAUGGAUCUGAUGCCGCCAGUGGUGAACAAAGACAGUAACAUCCCGAGUGUGGAACCAGAGGACAUCCAGACCCACACCCCUCAGACCCACACGCCCUUCAUGUCCAGCAGUGCCCCUCCCAGCAACAGCGGCACAGGUAUCCUCCCUUCCCCGGCCACGCCCCGUUUCUCGGUGCCCACGCCUCGCACUCCGCGGACUCCCCGCGGCCCGUCCAGUGCCCAGGGCUCGCUCAAAUACGAUAACUCUGACCUCUACUCCCCCGCCUCCACUUCUUCCACCUGCCGACCACUGAGCUCCGUGGAGCCUGCCACCGUCCCCUCCAUCCCGGAGGCCCAUAGCCUCUACGUCACGCUCAUCCUCUCCGAGUCAGUCAUGAACCUCUUCAAAGACUGCAACUUCGACAGCUGCUGCGUGUGCGUCUGCAACAUGAACAUCCGAGGAGCGGACGUGGGCGUGUACCUGAAGGACAACGGCGAAGCCCAAUACCCCUGCACCUGUGGCUUCAGUGCUGUCGCCAAUCGCCGCUUCGGCCAGUCUGCUGGCCUCUUUUUGGAGGACGAGCUUGACGUAGUCGGACGGGGCUCAGAUGCUAGCCGGGACACGGAGCGCUGCUUUGAAGAGCUGCGAACACCCGCUAAACACAAGUCCGGCAGCCUGAAGGAGAAGCCUCCAGAUGAGCUCAUCCUACUUCUGCAGGACCAGUGCACCAACCCGUUUGCCCCCAUGGCGGGUGUUGACUACCCCAAAAUGAGCUCUGCCCCCAGCUCCUUCUUAAGGGUGGAGGAGAGAGACUGUUAUAAUGACUGCUACAUGGCGCUGGAGCAUGGCAGGCAGUUCAUGGACAAUAUGUCUGGAGGAAAAGUGGAUGAAACACUAGUGAAAAGCACCUGUCUUCAUCAGUGGCCCAAAUGCAAAUCAGCAGACAUGAACAAGCUGUUCUCCCAGGACGUACUGCGGGUGUUGUUGUCCCUCCAGCCUGUCUUGCAGGAUGCUAUUCAGAAGAAGAGAAGUGUGCGUUCCUGGGGGGUGCAGGGACCCCUCACCUGGCAGCAGUUCCAUAAAAUGGCAGGAAGAGGGUCUUACGGUACAGACGAGUCACCUGAGCCGCUGCCCAUUCCUACAUUUUUGGUGGGCUACGAGUACGAUUUUGUGGUACUGUCCCCGUUUGGCUUGCCCUACUGGGAAAAGCUGCUCUUGGAUCCCUUCGGUUCUCAGAGAGACGUCGGCUUUGUCGUCAUCUGCCCAGAAAGCGAAACCUUACUGUGUCGAGCCAAGACUUUCUUCAAAGAUUUGAGUGCUAUGUAUGAGGCAUGCCAGCUUGGGCAGCACAGGCCCAUCUGCAAAGCUCACCCUGAGGGCAUCCUGAAGGUGGGCAGCACAGAAGGCCGCAGCAUGUCCCAGCAACCCCUCAGUGACUGGUUUCUAAAGAUGGCCGCCAGAGACUCAAACAACGAGGCCUUUAAUAAACUGAAGCUCUUUGCUCAAGUGUGCCGCUAUGAUCUAGCUCCCUACCUGUCGGAACAACAUUUGGAUGGCUCACUACUCACCCAGCGCAACCCUCCGGUGGUGCCCUCUCAGAACGCCACCUCAUCCGGCGUCUCCUCUGGACAACCGAGCACCAACACUACUGGGACUACCCAGCCCCCUCAGAUCAGCAGUGCUGCGCCAACUUCCUCCUCGGGCUCUAAUGCUAUGGGAGGGAUGGCGUCAUCCAAGUCGGGGGGGUCCUAUCCCCAGUUUGGCGGCGCUGUGUUGCAGGGUUGUGCGUCCCAUAACGGUCCCCAAUCGAACCAGCAGGGACCCGGUGCGGAAAAUGGCAGCGCUGCUCAAAGUUCGAGUGAGGCACCAGAGAGCACGAUGGACAGAGACAAAGUAGGCAAGCCGACAGAUGGAGAGUCCCACGGCGUAUCCUACCCGCCUGCCAUCGUGGUGUAUAUCGUUGACCCCUUCAGCUACACGGACACCGACCGCGAAGUCCACUCCAGCGCCUACACACUGGGCCUCUUACGCUGCUACAUGGAGAUGCUCCAGUUCCUUCCCGCUCGCAUCAGAAAUGCAGUCUCUGUGCAGAUCGUUCCGUGCCAGUAUCUCCUGCAGCCGGUGCACAGCGGCGAACGGCACCUCUACAGCCAGCACCUCAAAUCGCUCGCCUUCUCCGUUUUCACCCAGUGUCGGCGUCCCCUGCCCAACUCCACCAACUUCAAGGCUCUGACUGGCUUUGGCCCCGGCCUUGCCAUAGACAUGGCGCUAAAAAACCCAGAGAGGCCCGAGUGUCUGCGCCUCUACACGCCACCUUUCAUUCUGGCUCCGGUGAAAGAUAAGCAGACCGAGCUGGGUGAGACGUUCGGGGAAGCGUCCCAGAAAUACAACAUCCUGUUUGUGGGCUACUGUCUGUCUCAUGACCAGCGCUGGCUGCUGGCUUCCUGCACAGACCAGCACGGCGAGUUGCUGGAAAGCUGCAUUAUCAGCAUCGACGUACCCAACAGGGCUCGUAGGAAAAUGGGCUCCGCCCGGCGACUGGGUCUGCAGAAGCUAUGGGAUUGGUGUCUGGGUCUGGUGCAGGUGACAUCACUGCCAUGGAGGGUGGUGAUAGGGCGACUGGGGAGGAUGGGUCACGGCGAGCUGAGAGACUGGAGUAUACUGCUGAGCAGGAGGAACCUCCAAUCCCUCAGCAAGCGUCUGAAGGAGACGUGUAGAAUGUGCGGCAUCUCUGCGGCUGACACUCCCAGCAUCCUUAGCGCCUGUCUGGUCGCCAUGGAGCCCCAGGGUUCCUUUGUCGUCAUGCCAGAUUCUGUGUCAACUGGCUCCGUGUUCGGCCGCAGCACCACGCUCAACAUGCAGACGUCACAGCUGAGCACACCUCAGGACACGUCGUGCACGCACAUCCUGGUGUUCCCCACCUCUGCCAUGGUACAGGUCAACACCAGCACGACGGAACCCAUCGACAUCAACUUUAACCCCAUAAAUCCCGACGGUUCUGACGGAAUGGGCAUCUUUGAUCUGUUUGAUAAUGACAUGGAUCCUGAACUCAUCAACAUCCUGCCUAACUCGCCCACCACGUCACCUGUUCACUCCCCGGGCUCGCACUACCACCAGAGUGGCGAUGGAAGCAAGGGUCAAAGCACAGAUCGCAUGGAGUCGCACGAGGAGGCCCUGAACAUCCUGCAGCAACCCAUGGCUCUGGGCUACUUUGUGUCCACGGCCAAGGCAGGCCCGCUGCCCGACUGGUUCUGGUCGGCUUGUCCUCAAGCUCAGAACCAGUGUCCGCUCUUCCUCAAGGCUUCUCUGCACCUGCACGUGUCCUCUGUCCAAUCAGACGAGCUCUUGCACAGUAAACACUCCCACCCCCUCGACUCCAACCACACCUCCGACGUGCUCAGAUUUGUUCUGGAGCAGUACAACGCCCUCUCCUGGCUGACAUGCGACCCUGCCACUCAGGACCGACGCUCCUGUCUGCCGGUUCACUUCGUGGUGCUCACUCAGAUCUACAACUUCAUCAUGAACAUGCUCUGAGCCUGACUGUUCCGGUCCAGGACAGGACCCUCCCAUCAGGGCAAGGAGGAAGCAACCCCUUCUCCUCCUCCUACUCUUCCUCCUCCUCCUAUGGCAUCUCUCAAAUGACAAUGAGCCACUGCAAGUGUCCAAUCCGAUGCCAAGAAUCCAUUUCAGCAUUUUGGAUGAUCAAGGGAGGUUUCCUAAAGGAGAAUAAAUGGUGUUUUUAAUGACUGUAGAUUGCAAUCGAUGAAAUUUAUCCUAAUGAAAUGCCUGCAUAUAUUAUUUAUUGUAAGUUUUUAAAUGUGGAAUUUUUAAUGCUUAAUAUCUUUUAUAUAUUCAAAUCCUAGCGAGUGUGUACUGUAAAGGAACUGCUUUAAAAAAAAAAAGUGUCCCUUCCUCACUGACACCGCAGAGGAAGGUGCCUACGUGAACUCGCUUUAGAAGGCUUUUAGAAUCUUAUUUUUUCAAGGAAAGGAUACACCUUUUUAUCGCCAUGACGCUGUAAAGAUGAAGGCGGUGCCCCGCAAGCGGCUCGCAGUUGAACUCGACGAGCUCUGAAGAGGAAUUCAGAAGGUACAUUGUCAGAUGAUAUAUUUUAUAUAACAGAUUUAGGUAAUUGUGCGUGUGUAUAUGUGUACAUAUAAUUGUGUGCCGCUACUGAUGGUGCAGCUUCUGUUUUAGGAAUAAAGUGCGUCUACCUGA